UCAGGGUAGCAGGUCUUGUGUGAGGAGCUGAGCAGGGGCCAUGGCUGCUGAGGAGGCCGACAAGCCACAGCUGGAAAUGCCACUGGUCCUUGAUGAGGACUUGACCAAGCAGAUGAGGAUACGCGUGGACACUCUGAAGAAGAAUAACGAGAAGCGCCAGGAUGGGGAGAAGCUGCUGAGACCGGCAGAGUAUGUGUACCGCCUGGAUUUCAUACAGCAGCAGAAACUACAGUUUGAGCGCUGGAACAUUAUGCUCGACAAGGCCGGCAAGGUGACCAUCACUGGCACGUCCCAGCAUUGGACACCCGAUCUCACCAACCUCAUGACCCGACAGCUUCUGGACCCAGCGGCCAUCUUCUGGAGGAAGGAAGACUCUGAUGCUAUGGAUUGGAACGAGGCGGAUGCCCAGGAGUUUGGGGAGAGGCUGUCUGAGCUGGCCAAGAUCCGAAAAGUGAUGUACUUCCUGAUCACCUUUGGCGAGGGCCUUGAGCCUGCCAACCUUAAGUCUUCAGUGAUUUUUAAUCAGCUUUGAUAUUGAACCUGAUUGCCCACUUCAACCCUUGCCCCCAUCCUUAUCAAGGAUCAGGGUGUCUUUUCUCCAUUCACCCCUCCAUUAUUUUCUUCUGGGACUUGCUUUUUCUCUCCUCUUCCCUUUCCCCCUCUUAAAAAAAAAUCUAAACACGCAACACAUUUUCCUGGAUGAAAACAUCUCCCCUUCCCCUCCCUUACACUUUCAUUCUUCUUUCCUAAUGUUUGCUCGUCUCACCUUUGUACUUCCUAAAUUUUAAAACUGCAUUUUUCUUUCCAUUUUAUUGUCUUAAUCUUGAUCAGGAAAAUUAUUCCAUUUCCAGCUGUUGCAUUGAUUUCUCUUACCAUCCAUUCCUUUUCUUACCCGACUCCCUGAACUUUUAGAUCUGGGUGUUCCUCCCUUCCCUUCUUUACUAUCUAUCUAGCAAUCCCCCAGCCCUUUUGAUCAGAUCAGGCCUCUUUCCUUCAGUCCCACUUCCCUGAAUUUUGGGGAAAAGAUUAUUUAUCCUCACAUACACCGUCACUUCUUUUGCCUAGUAUUUGUCUCCAUCACACCCUCCCCACUAUCAUCCUUUUCCUUCCCCUACAUGUCCCUUUUCAUGCAGCAUCAGUGUAUCUCACCCCUGCCUUCUGUUUUUUGGUGUAUGCCUGCUUUCUCCACUAUUUCCCUCCCAGUAAUAUUGCUGGUUACUGAAUACCCUGUUUCUGGGGGGUGAGGACAACAUAGUUGCUAUAUCUGGUCUGAGCUUGUGGGUGUGCCCAGCAGCUUUGGAGAAACAAUUCACUUUUCUUUCUGACUUCUUCUCUACUCUGGAACAGAAACCAUAACUGACAUUUUUGACUAUGCAAGGUGGGGACAACCUUCUGCUAACUAGGGUAUAGUAUUGCACACAGACUAUUUGCAGGAUUAAUGAAUUAGGGAUGGAUGCAGUUAAAUGGUGGGCCAGGAAGAGCUUUGAAAGGUUGGCUGGGGGGGAAGACAGUGAGAGAGAUCAACUUAUGCUGAGCAUAUUGUGAUGGCUGAAGACCUGCCAUUCCCUCUUCAUCUAGGAUAAGAGAGAGCUAUUCCAAAGAAAGAGACCUUUAAAUCUCUAUUUUUUAUCUAGAGUUUUUACAUAAAACUGUAAGUGAAUCUGAAGACAGAUUUCUUUUAGUGAAUAUCCAACUUUUUGCAUUGCUAAGGGAUCUUAAUUCCUCUCUUUGGGCUGUCCUAAGGGUCCUAGCCUCACAGUACAUGAGCUGACAUGGACUGUCUCUGACAGCAAGGUAUGAAAGGAAAAUAUUAACUUGAGACAUGUCCCUUUAGCUCUCUCAAGCUAAAUACAGUAGCUUAGGGGAAGAAAGCAUGGAGCAUUUAAUGUUGGAGCUGAACCUGAGUGUAGAGAAUUACAAGGGAAAGCAAUCUAGUUCCGUUAGGUUCUUUAAAAAAAAAAAAA
This is a messenger RNA of Antechinus flavipes (yellow-footed antechinus), 1964 nucleotides long. It is a transcript of the gene OMP, whose product is annotated as olfactory marker protein. Lineage: Eukaryota; Metazoa; Chordata; Mammalia; Dasyuromorphia; Dasyuridae. The record is from RefSeq and is a predicted model, not a curated record. The transcript has a single exon. Gene Ontology annotation, biological process: signal transduction; sensory perception of smell. The coding region runs from base 41 to 532 and encodes 163 amino acids. Gene Ontology annotation, cellular component: axon; cytosol; nucleus.